GUUUAACUCUAAAAGAGAAGUAAAGGGAGGAUUAUCAUCUGUCCUUUUGAUUGACUAAUUCAAUCUAAGGAAGCAAAGAGAGGAAAAGGCCUUCUACAAUUCUUAAGUCAGAGGAAGUGGGCCCCUCUCUGUUAGUAUCUUUUUGUUUUUGAGCGCGCCCAAAAGUCAAGUCUUAACCACUUUCGUCUUAUAAAAAUUCUGGUUAAAAGCCAGCCUUUAGAAAGAUUAGAUAUUUUUCUUUUUCUUUCUCAAGACAACAUUUGAUUUGAUUAACCGGCAAAACAACGCAACGCGUGUUUUAAUGUUAAAAAGAAAAUUUGGUCAGCGGAGAGAAGAAGGUUCCUUCGUCUCCUUAUGUAUCUUUUUAUUUUUUCAGACAAUCCUAAAAUCCAUUCCCUUUUCCUCUCCCCCUUUGAUUGCGUCUGUUCUUUUCUGCAGGGAAGCAUAAAGACAUGGAUUCUUCUUAUCCUCUCUCUCCUAUUUCCCUCCUCCAUCGGAUCAAAGAUUCCUUCCAUUUCGCCAUUUCCGCCCUCCUCGCUAACCUCUUCUCCGCACUCUUCACCUUCUUCUUCGCUUUAGUGGGGACUUUGCUAGGAGCGUUGACAGGGGCUUUGAUCGGCCAAGAAACAGAGAGCGGUUUCAUAAGAGGAGCCGCCGUUGGUGCUAUUUCCGGUGCUGUCUUCUCCAUCGAAGUUUUUGAAUCUUCCCUCCUCCUCUGGCAAUCCGAUGAGUCUGGAAUUGGAUGCCUUCUCUACUUGAUUGAUGUCAUUGCUAGCCUUUUGAGCGGGAGGCUUGUUCGUGAGCGUAUUGGUCCUGCAAUGUUAAGCGCCGUCCAGAGUCAGAUGGGGGCUGUGGAGUCACAGUUCCAAGAUCAUACAGACAUCUUCGACACUGCCAUCGCAAAGGGUCUCUCAGGGGAUUCUCUGGACAGGAUCCCGAAGGUCCGAAUCUCCGACACCUCUGGGGAGAUGGUCUCUUGCUCUGUCUGCCUUCAGGACUUUCAGGUGGGAGAGACAGUUAGAAGUUUACCGCAUUGCCAUCAUAUGUUCCACCUACCGUGCAUCGAUAAGUGGCUUCACAGGCAUGCUUCUUGUCCCUUGUGCAGAAGACAUCUUUGAAUUUAACACCUCUCUCUCUUUAUUCUCAACUUUUUGUAAAUGAGGUAUAUAGGCCCACACACACACACACAAACUAUACUAGUGUUCCUUUAUUAUUUAGGUUACAGGUUUUCAUGCGUCAAUCAUAUUGUCUCACUUGAC
Messenger RNA from Eutrema salsugineum, 1259 nucleotides. RefSeq names its product NEP1-interacting protein-like 1. The coding region runs from base 453 to 1118 and encodes 221 amino acids. The record is from RefSeq and is a predicted model, not a curated record. NCBI's taxonomy places the organism in Eukaryota, Viridiplantae, Streptophyta, Magnoliopsida, Brassicales, Brassicaceae. The transcript has 5 exons.